This is a messenger RNA of Sinocyclocheilus rhinocerous, 3025 nucleotides long. Its product is annotated as fas-activated serine/threonine kinase-like. The coding region runs from base 431 to 2827 and encodes 798 amino acids. Gene Ontology annotation, biological process: regulation of mitochondrial mRNA stability; mitochondrial RNA processing. Gene Ontology annotation, molecular function: RNA binding. NCBI's taxonomy places the organism in Eukaryota, Metazoa, Chordata, Actinopteri, Cypriniformes, Cyprinidae. The transcript has 10 exons. The record is from RefSeq and is a predicted model, not a curated record. Gene Ontology annotation, cellular component: ribonucleoprotein granule; mitochondrial matrix.
UUGACUGGGUAGCUGUUUUUAAAGAUUUGUAUCUGGAUCAACCUUAGAAUCAGUAUCAUUUUAUUGUGUUAUGAAAACCAUCCUAAUUCAUCCUAAUUCACUACUCAAUUGAGGUCUGAUUCAGAUAUGAGGAUGGGAUAUCCUCUCCUCCGCUCAGCCCCUGAUGGAAAGGGCACAUCAGCCUGACAAUUCUCAAGUUACUGUCUAUUUCUGGAGCACCUCCUGCCUGAUUCAUUAGUGUGGAGAUGAGUUUCUUUAAGCGCUGAACCAUAAUGUUGCAUGAUUGCAUCUCACUGUGGUUCAGCACUAAAAGCUGCUGGAUAAAGACUAAAAAAAAUAAUUUGUACUCUGAAGUGUACUCAGUAAAAGAUGUGCUUUCUGUUUGUAGGAGUGUUCUUUUGAACUUCACUGUUGGACCACCCUAUAUACCAUGCUGGGGUUGCCUGUAUGCUUUGGCCUCUUAAACUGCAGGAGAUUCUCCUUGCCCCACCAGCGUUCUCGCCUACUGAGUCUAGGUGCUCUCACUACUAUGUACACCACACGUAUGUACAGCGGUGGUGGGGGCAAGCCAGGUCGCCGCAUCGGCCUGAUAGGAGGAGGGCCGCCCAUGCUGGAGAACCACCAUCAUCCGCUCCCGCCACAUCACCCCCAUGACCAUCAGCCUCAGAGCUAUCCACCUGUUUAUCAAGCCCGUCUAGACGCCCACCGGCCCCACUACCAGACCCACCAACACUACCACACCCACCCUCAAGUCACCCACCUCCCACCUCCACACUACCAGCCUCAUGCGCAUUUGCACCACGGCAAGAAGAAGACCUGGAACUUCAUCCACGAGAAGAUGAGCUACGACACCUUCUUCACCAUGAAGCGGCUGAUCGAUCGCUCGCACACCGUGGAUGAAGUUCUGCGCUGGGUCACCCAGAAUCCAGGGAAGAUCUCGCACAAUCAUUACCCCAUUGCCCUACAGAAGAUCGGUCAGCUCCUGGUGCUGCAGCAGGCUGGAGGGAGCAGAUCAGGCGGCGGUGGAGGAGCGGGUGACGGGGCCUUACCUGCGUCCUCUGCUGGAGGUUCGGGGGAGAACGCCAUACGUCAGAUUCUGGAUAAUCAGGAUUUUCAGACGCUUUGUGAUGCCAUUGUCAAUGACUGCUCCAAGUUUGACAACUUCAGCAUUGUUAACUGCCUUUAUGCUGUAGCUGCUCUUGGGCUGCCCAGUGACUCUCAGAUCGUACAGGUUCUGGAGGAAGAGUCCCAGGCUCGCCUGUCCCAGUUUAACCAAAAGGACAUCUCCAUGGUUUUCAGCAGCAGCAUGAAGCUUCAUCCGUCCAAUCAGGAGUUGCCUAAAAAGGUUGAUAGCAUUACGCCUUACACCAUGGCCCUCAUCGCCAAAUACAUCGCUCGCCAUCGCCUCAGAGAAACCCGCUUGCUAGACACUAUCGCUGACUUCUUGGUCAAGAAGGGUGAAUACCUGGACAGCAAGGUGAUCCAGAAGCUCGUUUUCCCGUUCAGUCGUAUGAGUUAUCGGCCGGCUAAUGAAGCUCAGUUUUUCUCCAAGCUGGAGAUGGCGCUUGAACUAAAGGCUCUGAGUUCUCCACUGGCCACCGUAAACAUCCUCAUGUCUUUGUUUCAGCUGGGCCAUUUUCCUGGGCUUGUUCUUCACCGUGUCUUCUCUCCAUCGUUCAUCAGUAAUGUCACCAACAGCCCAUAUGCCCUGAUUGUACGUCGAUACCUUUCACUACUGGAUGCAGCCGUCGAGCUGGAAUACAGGGACUACACUGGACCUCGCCUUCAGGAUACCCACAAAGUGCUCAUGUUCGACCACGCUUUAACUGCGGAUGAGGUGAACCGCAAAUACAGUUAUAAAGGUCUGGUUGCAGAGGCACUCCGGCAGCUUGUUGGUGAGCACGGCUACAAACAAGAUGAAGUUCUCGCACCAGGAUAUUACACAGAUUUCCUGCUGUGGGUCGACAGCACGGGCCGCGUCCUCCCCAUCAGAACAGGCACACCAGCAGCAUCAUUAGCAGCAGGUUCAACCGCAUGUGUAGUACUGAACCUCAAAUCUCCAGAGGGGCCCGGCUCUGUCGCAGCCCUUACUACUGACUUCCAGAAGUUCUCUCCCUUUGCCCCGUCACUGGAGGAAGGGGCCGACAAACGAGCAGGAGAGCAGGAGUCUGCCUUCCUCUCUGCUCACAUGCGUCCCCCAGCAGCAGCAGCAGGAGGAGGAUCUCAGAGGGUCGGUCCUAAUGGAACGGUCCCGCUGGACUACAACCCAUAUUACAGCACUUCAGAUUAUUACUCGACUCUAGCCAAGGAACACUCUCUGGAGAGCCAGGACAGCUCCACCCUCAGUAGCCCCUCAGACUGCCUGACCCAGACAGGACCCUCUGUUCCAGGCACGGUUGCUCCGCAAGACUCCCUGUUCCAGUUCUCCAUUGGAAAAAUCCUGGAGGAUGAGGGAGGUGCUGCAACAGGAGCAAACCCGGGGCCGGACUGUGAGAUGGCUACAUUUUACGAAGGUGUUUCGUACCCAGAGGGUGGUGAGAGUGAUGUUGUGGCCACUUCUCCACUGCAGCUUCACAACCCAGACAACCCUGAAGCUGACCGGACCACAGGAGAGCAGGUGAAGAGGGUUAUUAUGUCUGUAAAUGAUAAAUGGCAUUACUGCCAUAAUUCUGAUGUGCUGGUCGGAUCCAGGGCAAUGAGAGACCGUCACCUGCAGUUAUUGGGCUACAUCAUACUACAGUUGCCCUAUUUGGAGUUGGAGAAGCUGAAUGGGAUAGAGGAAGUGAAGCAGUACCUACACAAAAAGCUGCUGGAGGUUCCUUUAUGACGACAUAAAUGCAGUGUGUUUGUGUGCUUCAGAGAGCAUGUGCCACAUCCACAGUUUCAAGAGGUUUCGUUGUUUUCAGAAAGACGAUGGUGUCUGUGUGUGUGUGUGUAUGUGCGUUUGUACACAGGAUGUGAACAGUCCUUGAUUUCAGGACAAAACUUCGGCUGACACAAGGAAUCUGGGUGGGUGGGUGUUAUU